This is a messenger RNA of Schistocerca americana (American grasshopper), 7581 nucleotides long. RefSeq names its product putative leucine-rich repeat-containing protein DDB_G0290503. The transcript has 10 exons. The coding region runs from base 1 to 7581 and encodes 2526 amino acids. The record is from RefSeq and is a predicted model, not a curated record. Lineage: Eukaryota; Metazoa; Arthropoda; Insecta; Orthoptera; Acrididae.
AUGACUCAUCUCCAGCCACCACUUAUGCCAGGAAUGCAUUCCCUUCCUGAGCACAGCGCUGCAGAUGAGCAAGGCAGUGGGUCAUUCAACAUGCUUCCUGGUAUGGUUGAAGAAGCACAUGAAAGUUUGCUGGAAAAAGACUGCAAACUUGAAGCUCAAGAGCAAGAAAUAAACUAUCUUUUGAAUACUAUUGAUGAUAUUUCAUCUGAAAUGGACAAAUGUAAGGAUGGUGUAAAACAAAACAAGAAGAACCUCAUUGCAACCUGCGAGCCAGUGACACUGGUGGCUUUUAAAUGUAAUAUGUUUAGCCUAAAUUCAGUAGAUUUUUACAGAGAAAAUUAUACACCUUUCCUUGUAAAUCAGGAUAUUCAGCAGUGCCUGGAGAAAACGGAAGAUCAGCUUGAAGCCCAGGAAGAAGAGAUAAGCCGUCUGAUACAGAAAAUAGAAGAACUCUCAGCUGAAGUAGAAAAUUUGAAGGAUGCUAACCAAACUCUUGAGGCCAAAGAGAAAGAACUAAGAAGUCUGCAAGAGGCACUUGAAAUGCUGUCGACUGAACGUGAUAGGUAUAAGGAAAUUGCUGAACAAGCCCAGAGGACAGCAGAUUCAAUGCAGGCAGACGAAAUGGGUGUGAAUGCUGAACUUAUAGCUUUACAACAACAAAUUCUUUCUCUUACAGAAGCACUGGCAAAACAAAAAGAAGAAUCAGAAAAGUUACAGUCAGAAUUAAGUAAACUUAAAAGUACCAUGUCAAUUGUAGAAAUUACACAGAAGGAAGAAUCUCAUAAGUCUGUAUCAGCAAUAUCCCUAUCAAGUCUUACAAGUUCAGAUAUGAGAGAUAUGCUAGUACAGGCACGCAGUGCAUUAUCAGUUGUAAUGAUGGAACUGGAAGAUUCAGCAAAAAAUAUGGAAAUUUUAGCACAAAAGAACAAAAUCCUAAUGGCAGAAAAUGAGCAACUUAAACAAGAGCUUGAAACUCUUCAAGGAGGAUUCAGGUUAACAUUAACAGGCAUUGAAGUCGAACAGGACAGAUCAGGAAAAGAAGAACUGUUACCUAAAAAGGAAGAAAAGAGAAUGAAGGAUGUACAGGAUUAUUCAUCUGAUCAAGACUCACUAAAACAAAAGGGAGCUGAAGACUUGGAUCUCUUGCACCAUCAGCUAAAAGCUUGUAAAAUGGAAAAUGAGCAGCUAUUGAGCUUAAUCUCUAAGCAAAAUGCUGAAAUUAUAGACCAGAGAAACACAUUGUCACAAUUAAGUGAAUUAAGAGUUCUUGAACUAGAAGGUAAGUCUCUGGAAUCUGUGAAGGAAGAGGCACUUUUACUGCAAAAUCAAUUGCAAGCUGAAAGGCUAAGAUUCCAGAGCAUGAGAGACUUUCUUCACAGGCUGCAAAUAAAUACUGAAAAUGUUGUGAAAGAAGCAGCACAGGCAGCAGUUAGUGAUGAUAGGCUUAAAAGAAUGGGAGAAGUUCAUUUGUUAGAAAAUCAGUAUAAAGCACAGAAGAUGGAAAGUGAAAAGUUAUGGAGGCUUAUUGCUAGCUUCAAAUCUGAUAUUGAAACAUUGAGGACUGUAUUGCCAGAUAACAUUAUUGAAGUAUCAACCACAAUUUGUGAACAUGGUAGUACUUCAGAGGAAAUGCAAAAUUUGUGCAAUGAACUGAUUGCAGCUAAAGAAGAAAAUAGGAGACUUCAAGACAUUGUGGAUAAUCUCAGAAGAGGCAUUGACACAAUGCAGCAUAAACUAAUAGAAAUAAAUAUUGAAAAUGAUCAUAUUCUGAUGCAGAAUCAGAGGAGUUCAUCCAUUCUCUCUUCUGGAAGGCAUGAAAAUGGACAGCUAAAAGUUGAAGUGGAUGACUUGACGUCUAGAUUGACAAAAUUUGUGACAGUUUAUCCAGAACAAAGCAAGCUAUCUGCUGACACAGAUAGUAUUAAGGAACUGACUAAAGAAGUCAGAUGCCUCCAUGAGAAAUUAAUAGUAAAUAUAACAAACUGCACUGUUGAAACCAUCAAGGAAGAAAAUUUAAGAUUAGAGAAACUUCUAAAGCAAAGAGAGUCAGAAAUUGCAGCACUUAGGGAACAAACGUCUGAAGAGGAUAAGAAAUGCACAUUAUGCACAUGUUGUGCUGCUAAUGAUAAAAUAUUGAAGAAAUUAGAUGAACUAGAAGCUCAUUUAAUGCCUUUGAUGUCAGAUAUAUACAAUCUGAGACAGAAAACAUCUGCAAAAGGACCGCCCACUCAUUUGGAAAUCCCUAUAGAGGUAAUUAGUGCAUCCAGAAAGAUAGAUGUAGUUCAAAGUAUUGACUCUUCAGAUGAUGAAUCAGGUACAAAGAAACUUUUAAGUCAUCUGGCAGCUGAAAAUGAAUUACUAAAGAAACACCUUGAAAGAAGGACUACAUAUACCCCUGAAAUAAUGCAUCAGCUGCAAGAAGAAAAAGAGUUACUCGAAAAACAACUUAAAUCUACAACGCAAAUUAGGGAAAGUAUCGCCAAGAAAUCAAUCAGAUUUGCAGAGAAACCUGUGGACAUAAUUGAAAUACCACAGCAACAAAGUGUUGAUAUACCACAUAUUGCUGAAGUAGCUCAAAAGAGUUUUGGAACGUCCAUUGCAGAAGAUGAAGAGGAAAAGAUGAUUAAUGAACUGACAAAUGUAAUUGAAUUGUUGAAAAAGCAACUUAAUGAUGCAAAUAAAACAAUGAGUCAGCUACAAGAAGAAAAUGAAUUACUCAAAAAUCAGCCUGCUACUGCAGAAGUAGACAAUGAAAGGAUUUUUAAUGAAUUGAGAAAUCACACUGAAUCAUUGCAAAAGCAGCUUAGUGAUGCAACUGAAACAAUGGUUCAGCUACGAGAAGAGAAUGAAUUACUCAAAAAACGACGAAAAACAACCCGAAUAAUGGAAAGUGUUCCAGUAGAAAUAAUCAAAUAUGUAGAGAAACCUGUUGAAGUAAUUAAAGCAUCACAGCAACCAUCUAUUGAUAUAGCACAUAUUGUCGAAGUAGCUCAAAAGAGUGUUGGAACAUCCAUUGCAGAAGAUGAAGAGGAAAGGAUGAUUAAUGAACUGACAAAUGUAAUUGAAUUGUUGAAAAAGCAGCUUAAUGAUGCAAAUAAAACAAUGAGUCAGCUACAAGAAGAAAAUGAAUUACUCAAAAAUCAGCCUGCUACUGCAGAAGUAGACAAUGAAAGGAUUUUUAAUGAAUUGAGAAAUCACACUGAAUCAUUGCAAAAGCAGCUUAGUGAUGCAACUGAAACAAUGGUUCAGCUACGAGAAGAGAAUGAAUUACUCAAAAAACGACGAAAAACAACCCGAAUAAUGGAAAGUGUUCCAGUAGAAAUAAUCAAAUAUGUAGAGAAACCUGUUGAAGUAAUUAAAGCAUCACAGCAACCAUCUAUUGAUAUAGCACAUAUUGUCGAAGUAGCUCAAAAGAGUGUUGGAACAUCCAUUGCAGAAGAUGAAGAGGAAAGGAUGAUUAAUGAACUGACAAAUGUAAUUGAAUUGUUGAAAAAGCAGCUUAAUGAUGCAAAUAAAACAAUGAGUCAGCUACAAGAAGAAAAUGAAUUACUCAAAAAUCAGCCUGCUACUGCAGAAGUAGACAAUGAAAGGAUUUUGAAUGAAUUGAGAAAUCACACUGAAUCAUUGCAAAAGCAGCUUAGUGAUGCAACUGAAACAAUGGUUCAGCUACGAGAAGAGAAUGAAUUACUCAAAAAACGACGAAAAACAACCAGAAUAAUGGAAGUAGCUCAAAAAAGUGUUGGAACAUCCAUUGCAGAAGGUGAUGAUGAAAGGAUCAUUAAUGAACUGACAAAUGUAAUUGAAUUGUUGAAAAAUGAACUUAGUGAUGCAACUAAAACAAUGAGUCAGCUACAAGAAGAAAAUGAAUUACUCAAAAAUCAGCCUGCUAUUGCAGAAGUGGACAAUGAAAGGAUUUUGAAUGAAGUGAGAACUCGCACUGACUCAUUGCAAAAGCAGCUUAGUGAUGCAACUGAAACAAUGGUUCAUCUACGAGAAGAGAAUGAAUUACUCAAAAAACAACGAAAAACAACCCAAAUAAUGGAAGUAGCUCAAAAGAGUGUUGGAACAACCAUUGCAGAAGGUGAUGAUGAAAGAAUCAUUAAUGAACUGACAAAUGUAAUUGAAUUGUUGAAGAAUGAGCUUAGUGAUGCAACUAAAACAAUGAGUCAACUACAAGAAGAAAAUGAAUUACUCAAAAAUCAGCCUGCUAUUGCAGAAGUGGACAAUGAAAGGAUUUUGAAUGAAUUGAGAACUCGCACUGACUCAUUGCAAAAGCAGCUUAGUGAUGCAACUGAAACAAUGGUUCAUCUACGAGAAGAGAAUGAAUUACUCAAAAAACGACGAAAAACAACCCGAAUAAUGGAAGUAGCUCAAAAGAGUGUUGGAACAUCCAUUGCAGAAGGUGAUGAUGAUCGAAUCAUUAAUGAACUGACAAAUGUAAUUGAAUUGUUGAAAAAUGAGCUUAGUGAUGCAACUAAAACAAUGAGUCAGCUACAAGAAGAAAAUGAAUUACUCAAAAAUCAGCCUGCUAUUGCAGAAGUGGACAAUGAAAGGAUUUUGAAGGAAUUGAGAACUCGCACUGAAUCAUUGCAAAAGCAGCUUAGUGAUGCAACUGAAACAAUGGUUCAGCUACGAGAAGAGAAUGAAUUACUCAAAAAACGACGAAAAACAACCAGAAUAAUGGAAAGUGUUCCAGUAGAAAUAAUCAAAUACGUAGAGAAACCUGUUGAAGUAAUUAAAGCACCACAGCAACAAACUGUUGAUAUAGCACAUAUUGCUGAAGUAGCUCAAAAGAGUGUUGGAACAUCCAUUGCAGAAGGUGAUGAUGAAAAGAUCAUUAAUGAACUGACAAAUGUAAUUGAAGUGCUGAAAAAUGAGCUUAGUGAUGCAACUAAAACAAUAAGUCAGUUACAAGAAGAAAAUGAAUUACUCAAAAAUCAACCUGCUAUUGCAGAAGUGGACAAUGAAAGGAUUUUAAAGGAAUUGAGAACUCGCACUGAAUCAUUGCAAAAGCAGCUUAGUGAUGCAACUGAAACAAUGGUUCAGCUACAAGAAGAGAAUGAAUUACUCAAAAAACAACAAAAAACAACCAGAAUAAUGGAAAGUGUUCCAGUAGAAACAAUCAAAUAUGUAGAGAAACCUGUGGAAGUAAUUAAAGCACCACAGCAACAAAGUCUGGAAAUACCACAUGUUGCUGAAGUAGCACCAGACGUAGACACUGGACGGAUCUUUAAUGAACAGAGAAAUCAGAUUGAGUCAUUGGAAAUGCAGCUUAGUGAUGCAAUUGAAAGAAUGAGUCAUCUACAAGAAGAGAAUGAAUUACUCAAAAAACAAUUAGAUAUAACACAAAUUAAGGAAAGUGUUCCUAAAGAAAUCAUCAAAUAUGUAGAGAAACCUGUGGAAGUAAUUAAAGCACCGCAGCAACAAAAUGUUGAAAUACAAGGUAUUUCUAAAGUGGAACAACUGACUGGUGGAACAUCUACUGCAGAAGCAGAAAAUGAAAGCACUCUUGAUGAACUGAGAAGUCAAAUUGAGUCAUUGCAAAAGCAGCUUAGUGAUGCAAAUAACAUGAUUAAAAGUCUUGAAAGUACCCUUAAUGAACUGAGAAAUGAAAAUGAAUCAUUGAAAAAUGAGUUAAGUAGUUCAAAUGCCAAGGUACUACAGCUUGAGGAUAUAAUUAGGAAGCUUACAGAUGGAAAUGAUGCUCUUAAAUCAAUGCAAAUUAAAGAUGAAAUAUCAACAUCAGUAAAACAAAUUCAUGCUGACAAAAUCAUGGAGACUGUUCCACAGGUAUUGGCAGCUCCAGAAUCAUCCUCUGUAGAGCCUGAAAGUGGAAUGGUCAUCAGACAGCUCAAAACAGAGAAUGAGUCAUUGAGGAAAGAUCUUGAGGAUGCAAGAAAGGCCUUACAUACGACAAGUGAUGAUGAAAGUGAAUAUGAGAAAACUAUUACUGAGCUCAGAACUGAAAAUGAGCGACUACUAAAAGAAAUCGAAGAGGCAAGAGUGAAGCGUCAAAGAGAUCCAGAUAGCACAAAAAUUAUUAAUCAGAUGAAUCAAGAAAAUGAAAUGUUGAGAAAACAGGUUGAAGAUCUAAAAACGGCUCACGCUAGACGAUCUACUGUAGGCACUAUUAGUGAUAAAGCAUAUGAACAAUUAAUGAAAGAUAAUGAAGCAUUGAGACAAAGGCUUGAAAAUGCAAGAGCGAGCAUAGGCCUGCAGCCCACAAGUGUAACACAUGAAGCAGAUGUUGUUCAACUAAGAAUAGACAAUGAAACAUUGAGAAAACAGCUUGAAGAUGCACGAAAAUUGGCACAGAGUAGUCAAGAACAAGUAUUGUCUGCUGAAACUGAUGACACACAAAUUAUCGAUCAGUUAAGGGAAGAGAAUGAAUUUUUGAAGAGGAGGCUUGAGUCCUUAACUGAUAUUACAAGCAGCAGUGCAAAAGAAGUUGUGAAGUACGUGGAAAAACCUGUGGAAAUAAUUAAAACAGACAUAGAUAGUGAAAAAAUUAUUAAUGAACUAAGAAAUCAGAAUGAGUCACUACAGAAUGAACUUAAAGAUGCAAAUACCAUUAGAAGGGAACUUGAAGAGGAAGUCAGGAAGUUCAAAGAUGGAAAACAGACACCAUUACUCCAAGCAGAGCAAAUUGCAUCAUUUGAUGAAAAAAGCAGAGAGAAAGAGAUGAGUCAGCUUAUGGAAGAUAACAAGUUAUUGAACAAACAACUUCUUGAUGCAACAAGUACAAUUGAAGAACUUACAGUGAAUGUCACUAAUCUCAAAGAUGAAAUCCAGAGACUUCAAUCUAGAAAAAUAUCUGAUCUGCCAUCGAUAGUAGAGGACCAUACCCAAGAAUUUCAGAAACUGGAGGCUGAACUACAAGCUCUCAGAGAUGAAAACAGACGUCUGCAUAGAGACAAUGAAAAGCUUUCAUUAGAAGUAGAGACUCUGACAGAAGAGCAAAUCCCAUCUACAGUUGCACUGUGGAAAACUGAAGAGAAACAACUGGAAACAGUUGUAGAUGAUCAAAAGCGGCGCAUUACUACUCUACUUUCAAAAAUGGGCAAGAAAGAACAUCCAGGAGAGGUCGCUGCCUGGACACGUGAGAGGGAACAUCUCCUAGAUACAAUUAGGCAGCUGACAAAAGAAGCAAAAGAAGCAAAAGAGGCAUAUGAAGAGAAAGAAGAAAUGGAAGAUAGAUUUUGGGACGUGAACCUUAGGGCAGAAAUGGCUGGUGGGCGGAGGGAUGUGGAAGUUGAUGAAGUGGCAUAUGACAUGGUCCACGAAGGAAGGAAUGCUGCUCAGGGACACCAUUUGUCAUGGUAUCCCCACAGUCCCUCACUAGAGUGCAGAGCACUGGAGGGUGUGCUGAGAGUUUAUCUCAUUGAGCAGCAAGCACUGCUGGUACUUGACAAUGACUGUCUCCUGAAUACAGAGUACAGAUGGUACGGCAUGAACUUUAUGGGUCUGGCCAUAGGAUCAGCAUCCAGAGUGUCACCUCCAGCAUCAAAGUGUGGUCCACCAGGGUGUGUAGUUGAUGCCACAAUUGAGAGGGACACCACCCUUCAAGUUGUUUAUCAGUGA